Molecule: messenger RNA, 450 nt
Organism: Naegleria fowleri
Lineage: Eukaryota; Heterolobosea; Eutetramitea; Acrasida; Naegleriidae
Exons: 2
Coding region: 1-450 (149 amino acids)
Source: RefSeq, a predicted model, not a curated record
AUGUUUUUUGACGAAGACGAGAUUGAGAAUGCUUUCUUUCACGAUACAACAACCAAUGAACCACAUCAACAUUCGGAGGACAUGUUGUAUUCGGAGGAAGAAGAAUUUGCAAUGAAAAUUGUAGAAGAGAUUUAUAGAGAACGAUCGCUGCAUGAUCAGCAGAUGAUGCUCUUACAACGAAAGCGAAAAUUAUCGAAUAGUAACAACUCUGGUGCUUCCUAUAAAUGCAGUGUUUCCUCUUCUCUUUCUUCUCCGUUGGUUUUAUGUGAUGAUGAAAAAGUAUUAUUGAGUCAUUUACCAUCACGACGAACACAUGAUAAGGUUGAUUGGAAGGAGUAUUGUGACAUGACGAUGAGGCAACAAUUUUGGCUUAUGGGAUUGGAUGAAAUGAUACUGUGGAUUAUAUUCAAAAUCAAACAUUGCAUCAUGGUGCUGUUGCACAGAGAAUAA